Messenger RNA from Capronia epimyces CBS 606.96, 564 nucleotides. RefSeq lists its product as uncharacterized. NCBI's taxonomy places the organism in Eukaryota, Fungi, Ascomycota, Eurotiomycetes, Chaetothyriales, Herpotrichiellaceae. Bases 1 to 564 code for a protein of 187 amino acids. The transcript is spliced from 2 exons. The record is from RefSeq and is a predicted model, not a curated record.
AUGGCAUCAAGGAACGCAGACUCAGCCACCAACGCCCAAGGCGAGUUCACACCUCACAAGCCAAGAUCUGAGCCUCUCGAAACUGGUGGUCACCAAGUCGGUGUCAAGUCCACCCCGGCCGACUUCGCCCCAGAGUUCUCAGCCCAGACGCUUCCAGCCGGCUCAGCGCCUCCAGCGUCGACAUACACGCCAAAUCCGGUGUCUGAAGUACCAGGCCAAGCAAAUAACGAUGACGUCCUCCGCAGUCACGGAAAGGAAGGUGUUCGAACGGACCCUCUAAGCACACUGCCUGGAGCGACCUCGGCCGACGUGCACCAAGGACUAGGACAUCCAGGCCAGGGCCAGACAUCGACUGAGAUCCGCCAUGAAGGCCAACACACCCGCAAGAAACAGACCUCCGGCCUUGAAGGUGUCGGUGCCACAGCUGGCGGGGGCCUGCUGUCGGAGGGGGACCAUCCCAGAGGCCCCUUACCUGAACAUAAUGCCACUCUUGCCGGUGCCGAGUCGAAGCAGCCUGUGAGUGCUGUCGAACUUGCCGCCGAGGGCGACAGCGCCAGGAAGUAA